Messenger RNA from Rhododendron vialii, 312 nucleotides. RefSeq lists its product as uncharacterized. The coding region runs from base 1 to 312 and encodes 103 amino acids. Lineage: Eukaryota; Viridiplantae; Streptophyta; Magnoliopsida; Ericales; Ericaceae. The transcript has a single exon. The record is from RefSeq and is a predicted model, not a curated record.
AUGCUACGCAUCGGAAACUUUAACGUCCGGCACGAACUCGUGGACCAAGGCAGCUCGACCGAGGUCAUGUACUAUUCUCUGUUCAAGGAUUUGAAGAUCUCAGACACUGACCUCCGUCCCUCCGAAGUCCCCCUCAUUGGGUUCAACGGGGCCUCGGUAUGGCCUCUCGGCAUGAUCACUCUUCCCGUCCAUUGCGGAUCGAUGAUCAUUGACAUGGAGUUUAUGGUGGUCGAUGUUCCUAGCUCUUACAACGCAAUUGUCGGGCGCACCUGGCUCCAAAAGCUGAAGGCUAUCGCCUCCACUUAUCACUAG